Messenger RNA from Pyricularia oryzae 70-15, 3856 nucleotides. Its product is annotated as mitochondrial membrane protein Pet127. The record is from RefSeq and is a predicted model, not a curated record. Gene Ontology annotation, cellular component: mitochondrial envelope; mitochondrion. The transcript has a single exon. Gene Ontology annotation, biological process: mitochondrial RNA 5'-end processing. Bases 150 to 3665 code for a protein of 1171 amino acids. Lineage: Eukaryota; Fungi; Ascomycota; Sordariomycetes; Magnaporthales; Pyriculariaceae.
UUUGUACAGGAAAUUUUCGACGACCAUCCAAUCCAAAUUAUUAGACCGUCGCGCCGCGUCUAUAUUCUUUCUAGCGCAUAUCUAAUAUAAAAUUUCCUGGCCCUCUGUAUUAUUUCUCGACAUUCACUUUCGCUUCUCAUGCAAUCAUAAUGUUUCCGUUUUACAGCCGCGGGGCGCGGCUUCUUUCGCCUAGUGUACAGUCCCUAUACCGAAAAGCCAUUUUACCCACGGCCUCAGUCCGCACAGCGCGCAGCCGCCUUUACGCGUCGUUGCAGAAUCCUCCAGACUCGGGCGAGGACAAGAAACGCGAGCCACUCUCCGAAGACGCUUCAAAGCCUGGACUCGGUGAUCAUGACAAGAAGCCCGCGCCGCCCGCUUCCGCAAACGUCAAGGAAGAGGUUGAAUUGCGAGGAAAAGCUGCAUCAUGUUGGGGUUUGCUGGGACACCCAAAGAAUAGCCCGGAAGUGGUAGAGAUGUGUUGGAAUCUUGCAAAUGCCGCCACUGCUCUUGAAAUUGCGCAUUCUGCCCUCGAAAAGUUUCACAGUUGUUUGCGGAAGAGCAAUUUGAAAUUUGAUUUGGCAUAUCAGAUCUUGCAGGAGAGGUUGGGAAUAUCGCCCGAUCAGCCCAUGAAGUUUGAAUAUGGUCGCAAUCCUGAACUCUUCCGCGUACUUUUACGCCGUGUAGCGAAAGAUGCUCCGCCCACUGAUCGCGAGGUGAUGCAGCUGCAGACCGAACUGGGUAUAGACCCCAAAGAAGCAGCUAUGGGCGCCACAAAAGCAGAAGGGAUGCCUGACGAGGUACACGCCAGCGUUAGGCGAGCCUGGGAGUGGUUGGUACUAGAGGUUGCGGCGGCGAAGAAAAAGGGAGUAAAGGUCAAGACCUUGACCGGUCCUGCUUCUGAUGACGGGGAAGUGCAGCGAUUGACAAAGGCGUUGGGCGUUCUCAAAGGCGCCAUGGGCGCAGAUAAAGGGGCUGCCGGGAAGACUGCAACUGCCAAGGCAAAAGCCAAGAACAAGGGGUCGACUUCGGACUCCAGUAAGGCGGACGCCCCUGGACAGCCCACGAUAGAGGCGGCCAAGAAGGUGCAUGUGAACCCGUUAAAAGAUUUGAAAAACCUUACAAAGUCGGAAAUCGAGGCAUUCAGAGCCCUGCAAGGCGCCUCGGACAAGGACGGACCUUCUGACACACCAGGAAGCCCGACCGUGGUAGAAAAGAAGGGGAAGCCCUACAGUAUACACUACGUCAAAGCCAACGACUUGGAGCUUCAACCAAUUGAAAAGCCUCAGCCGCCAGUCCCAGGGGUGCAGUAUGGGUUGGACCGAGUGCUCUUCAACCCGGGGGUCUAUCACUUGCAAUGCCCGAGGACGCAGGUAUACAAUUUUGACCCUUACCUCGCUAAGAUCAUGCCCAUCGAGGAGUUUGACUUCAGUGCCCUCAAGCAAUACGUGACCUCGUCCAAGGAUCAUACGCUCAUCAAUAUGGCUGCGAGUCUCGGCAAGAAAUAUACGGGGUCUACAUCGAGCAUGACGGCUUCCCUAGCCCACUUUCACUACCUCAUCUCGAGUUGGCGGACCAUUACCACCAAGAGCCUUACCAAAGAGACACCGGUUGAGUCUUACAACUUCACCCGGAUAAUGCGCGGCCCCGCGGCAGCGUUUCUACAUUACAAGGAUGGCACCUAUGCCAUCGAUGCAGAUAAGGAGUUCGACAGGAGUACUAUCCUGAGCUUGCUUGGCAAGUCUAUGGAGAAACUGCUUACCCUACCCAAGGAGGAGUUUGAAAAUUAUCAUCGAGACAGAUCACACCUACUUAGCGAGUCCGCGCGCGAGGAUCCCGAGGCUUUCCAUUACACAACACUAGGCGAUUUCCUGAUGCGGUCUCAACUCGACGCGCACAACCCCAGGCUGCCGGGGACCGGGAUGUUCGACCUCAAGACGAGGGCGGUGCUCUCGAUCCGUAUGGAGUCGACAAACAUCCAAAACGGCCGUGGGUACGAGAUCCGCCAGCGCUUUGGCGAAUUCGAGUCAUUUGAACGCGAGUAUCUCGACAUGAUCCGGUCGGCCUUCCUCAAGUACUCGAUGCAGGUGCGGAUGGGCCGCAUGGAUGGCAUCUUUGUCGCCUACCACAACACGGAGCGCAUCUUUGGCUUCCAAUACAUACCACUCGAGGAGAUGGACUACACGAUCCAUGGGACGACGGACCGCCAGCUCGGCGACGCCGAAUUCAAGCUUAGCGUGACGCUGCUGAACAAGGUCCUGGACAAGGCCACUGCGCGGUUCCCCGGCAAGUCUUUGCGUCUGCACUUUGAGACGCGUGAGAGCGUGACGCCCUUCAUGUACAUUUUUGCCAAGCCCGUGUCCGAGGCGGAAAUCAACGAGGCGCAGGAAGCGAACAAGGCCGCCGUCGAGAAGUUCGAGAAGGAGAUGUUGGGCUUGGAUCCGGUGCCGGAGCCUGCGUGGGAGGCCGAGGACAAGGUCACCGAGGACCUGGACCUUGUCAACGAGGAUGAGGAAGACAUAUCUUCUGUGGAGAAUCCUGACGAGCUGGGCCAGGAAAUGUGGGCCGAUAUGAUGGACCGCGUCGAGGCCGCCAUGGAAGACGAUGCACGAGGGAUCGCCGCAGUCAGGGAGGCUCUCGAGCGUGCUCUAGAGGAGAGUGGGCUGUUGGUCAACCACUCGCCUGAAAAUUCCAAGGCCCAGGUCGAUGCCCUCCUGUCUGCGAUUACUAGUCCUGACCUCAGGGCCACAGCUGAAAGUAUCCAGACUGUCGGCACUAUGGAGAAAGGCGUCAUAAGUCCAGAUGAGGGCGCCGAGACUGCGGACAAAGGAGAAGCCAUCGUGGCUGAGAGUGAGCCUGUCACUCUACCCGAUAGCAAGGACACAGAUGUUGACUCGGCCGCAGUCAAGGAAACGGCAGAGUUCUCACUCAAAGAUAUGAUACUCGGACUGGCUGCUCGGGCGCAGACCACAACCACUGCUAUGGAUCCUCCCGAAAGGGAUUCAGACGAUUACGUGACGCCGCGCGAAACUAUGCGGAUCAGAAAGUUUGAGAGGAUCCUGUCCGAGAUGCUUUCUGGCUCCAAGGAACCAGGCGACGAGAACGCCGCCUCAGCCAAUAUCGAGGCCAAGAUGAAGCAGGCCGACACGAUCAGUAACGCCAAGUCCUCGGAGAGCAGCACAGCGGACAGCGACACGGAUGGCGGCGAGCUGCUUGGGAUAGUGUUGACGGCACGUAAUAUGGUGAACAAUCGCUUGGUUGAGCGGGUAUAUGGCAAACCGAAAGACUGGAGCCUCGCAUACUCUAUCGAGGAGAUGUCCGAUAUUAGCGCGAAAAGGAUAUACAGCGCAGUCAGGGACCGGCGCCGCAAGACGUUCGAUCAUACGUCGCAAGUGGACGAGCAGGUAAAUUCCCGCCAGCGGGAGUUUUUAGAGAAGCUACGACGUGUCUCACUCGAAGGUAUGAAGUACCGCCAGGCGCAGAACGAGAAAGACAGCAAGAAUCCAGUUUAUGUGCUGGGCAAGGAGGAGGCCCUGGACUACCGGGAGGUCUUUGGCGACCUGCCCAAGGUCCAAAAGGAGUGUGCCGAUGACGGCGCGGGCGGAGACACGGAGAAGACUGAGCGAGUAGCAGAUGAGGACGUGAAUCGUGGGUUCGUGGAUCCUUGAACUGAGCCAGUGUUUGGAGGAGAAGUUCGCAUUGUAAUACAUACCUGAUGUUGGGGACUGACCCCACAACUCAUUGUACAAAACCUCUAGUUCUAUCUUGUUCCCCGCGAAGAUGGGUAUAGACAAGACAUAUUUACCUCCCUGAUCUGUUUGUACUAUAGUCACAUAGAUAUGAUACUCUUUUUUUUUUU